AUGCCCCCAAAACGGAAAGACACCUCCGCGCCAGCAGCAGGCCCGCGGUCCAAGCUAGCUAAAGAGAAUAACAUUACCGCGGCGGAAGAAACAGAGAUUAAAGAAGCAUUUUCUUUAUUUUCGCAGAAGAUGGAUGGCGAAAAGGAAGGGGUUAUAGCGAUUGGUGAUGUGAGGAGAGCGUUGAUAGCGCUAGGUCUAACGCCCACCGCAUCGGAACUGCGCGAAUACCACAGCAUUCUCGACCCCGAAGAUGAAGGCUACACUAUCUAUCGCCAUUUCCUCGCUAUUUGCGCCAUUAAAUUUCAUUCUCGGACUCGGACGUCGGAUUCGCAUAGGAAAGAUGUCGAUGAUGCGUUUAGACUUUUUACAAAUGCGGGACAGAAGAGGGGUGGAAGUGGGGGUGGAGGAGAUAUGGGGAGAAUUACAAUGGCGACGUUGAAGAGGGUCGCGAAGAUUUUGAAGGAGGAUGUGGAUGAGGAUUUGUUGGCUAGUAUGUUGUUGGAGGCGAAUGGUGGUAAAGGGGUAGGGCAGGGGGUGGAGAGGGAUGAGUUCGAGGCGGUUAUGAGGAGAGCGGGGAUGUGGAGGUGA
Molecule: messenger RNA, 588 nt
Organism: Sclerotinia sclerotiorum 1980 UF-70
Lineage: Eukaryota; Fungi; Ascomycota; Leotiomycetes; Helotiales; Sclerotiniaceae
Exons: 3
Coding region: 1-588 (195 amino acids)
Source: RefSeq, a predicted model, not a curated record